AUGUCCACAACCUCUUUCAAGCCCGUAGCUGCGGAGCCCGUCAACGAAGAACAUGGGUUGAUCCAUGGUGUUUCCGCGCAGGAGCUACAGGUUAUCGGCGAGCAAUGCAUUGACGCAAAGUCCAAAGCAUACUGCCCAUACUCCCUCUUCCGCGUCGGCGCAUCCCUCCUCCUACACCAGUCGACGUCCUCCGAGCCCUCCAUCAUCGUUGGCGCAAACGUCGAGAACGCCGCCUACCCCGUUGGUACCUGCGCCGAGCGCGUCGCCUUCGGUACCGCCGUGGUUCAAGGCCACAAGCUUGGUUCUUUCAAGGCCGUUGGUGUCGCUACAGACAUCGACGACUUCUGCUCCCCGUGCGGAAUGUGCAGGCAGUUUUUGAGAGAGUUUCUGAGCCUGGAGACACCGAUCUUCAUGUUCAACAAGGAGGGCAAAUACAUUGUGAGGACGAUGGGUGAGCUACUGCCGUUGAGCUUUGGGCCGGAUGUUCUGCCGCCGAGGGAGCAGUUGAAGAAGGAGAGGGACGGGGAGAAGGCGAAGGCUGCGUGA
Macroventuria anomochaeta is the source of this 546-nucleotide messenger RNA. Its product is annotated as cytidine deaminase. Bases 1 to 546 code for a protein of 181 amino acids. The record is from RefSeq and is a predicted model, not a curated record. Gene Ontology annotation, cellular component: cytosol. NCBI's taxonomy places the organism in Eukaryota, Fungi, Ascomycota, Dothideomycetes, Pleosporales, Didymellaceae. The transcript is spliced from 2 exons. Gene Ontology annotation, molecular function: zinc ion binding; cytidine deaminase activity.